Ilex paraguariensis (yerba mate) is the source of this 423-nucleotide messenger RNA. NCBI's taxonomy places the organism in Eukaryota, Viridiplantae, Streptophyta, Magnoliopsida, Aquifoliales, Aquifoliaceae. The record is from the annotation of a GenBank genome assembly.
AUGGAAGAGCAUGCUUUGAACCCUAGAUGUUGGCGGUCACCCUAUUUUGGGGCAUGUUGGAAUUGGGAGCUGAGAGCCUGUGCAACUCCCUGUAAAACAGCCACUGGUGUUCAAGGGUUUGUGAAGAGUACAUCAUCGGUUAGUGCAACAGUAGAAGUUUGGGCUGUAAAGUGGGAACCUAACAACAUGUUCACUGUUGCGGAGUAUCGGUUACCAGAAGUGAAGGCUGAAAUAGCCAUGUACUUCGAUUUCCCUAGGCAGAUAAACUCUCGCCGAAUCUCAUUUAGACUUCUUGGAGAUGAUGUUGCAUUUGCAGAUGACCCAACCGAACAAGAGGAUUCAGAUUUUUUUAGAGCUCGACCACUAGCAACAGGUUUGUCUUUGUCAAAUAGAUUCAAGUUGUAUUAUUAUGCUGAUCCUUAG